UUCUUCUUCUUCUUCUUCUUCUUAUCCUCCUUCUUCUUUUCUGCGGCAGCAGUCAAGGCAGAGGCUUCAGUGUGUCACAGAGAGGGCGAAGAGGAGGAAAAAGCAGAGAAGAAGACUAUUUGAUCGAGCUGAAUGUUUGUUUACGUUUGUGUGUUUCGCCAUUGGACGGCUGGGUGAAGGGGCAGGAGGAGAAGAGGGGCGAAGAGUAGGAGAAGUGGAAGAGGCGAGCUUGUCUGGAUGAAAUUCUCUGUGUCAUGUCACUACGUGUGGACCCUGACUGAUCACAGGGUGAGGAGAAGGCUGAGAGACGCUAAGGAGGAGAAACUGAGACUUUCACUGUGGAAAGGACAAGAGAGGAGGAGGAGGUAAAGUCCGCUGCUCCGUUUUGUCAUGAUAUUAUCGGAUGAAGGAAUUGACAGACUUCUUCUCCAGUUGUGCGUCAAGAGGAAUAUGCAGUAAAAGAUAAAUAUAUAUAUACAUAUAUAGGGAGAGAGCGCGCGAGAAAAAGCAAAGAAGAACAGAAGAGUAAAGACUGCUGCGUUCAACCCUGCCAAGGAGCAGGAACUGGACUUAUUGACUGGUGAGAGUGUGCGGGGGUUUGUGUGUGCGUGUGUGUGGCUGUGUAACCGGUGGAGGGCAGAGGAGUGGAGGGCCAGGGGACUAACCUGGCCAUCAAACGGACUGGCAGCCUCUCCUCUCCUGGGAUCAUGUACCCUCAGGGCAGGCAUCCGGUCCCCUUGCAACCUGGCCAGUCUUUCAAGUUCACAGUCCUGGAAACUCUGGACCGAAUCAAGGAGGAAUUCCAAUUCCUCCAGGCUCAGUAUCACAGCCUGAAGCUGGAGUGUGAGAAGCUGGCCAGUGAGAAGACUGAGAUGCAGAGGCACUACAUCAUGUACUAUGAGAUGUCCUACGGUCUCAACAUUGAGAUGCACAAGCAGGCGGAGAUUGUCAAGCGUCUCAGUGCCAUCUGUGCUCAGAUCAUCCCUUUCCUCUCUCAAGAGCACCAGCAACAGGUGGUCCAAGCUGUGGAGAGGGCCAAGCAGGUCACUAUGGCUGAACUCAACGCCAUCAUCGGGCAGCAGCAGCUCCAGCACCUGUCUCACCACGCCCCUGGCAUCCCCCUGACGCCACACCCAUCAGGGCUGUCCCUGGGCGCAGGGGGCUCAGGACUGCUGGCACUGACGGGGGCUUUGGGGGUCUCAGCCCACCUUGCCUCCAAAGAUGAGCGCAACCACCUGGACCCUGAACAUCUCAGAGAGGGAGCGCCCAGCAGGAGUAAGUCGGUGUCAUCCACAGACAGCCAGCCAAAUGAAGAGCGCCAAGGCCCAUCAGGAGGUUACGCCUCCUCGCAGGGAGGAGCUGAGGCCAAGAGAAGGCGCUGUGACGACAAAGAGUCUCUCCCGCCACAUUCCUACGACAGCGAUGGAGACAAGAGCGAAGACAAUCUUGUAGUGGAUGUCUCCAAUGAGGAGCCUAACUCUCCCGCAGGCAGCCCUCCUCACUCACCCCAUGGGAAUGGGUUAGACCGGGCCCCCACUCUGAGGAAAGAGCUUCCAGGGUCCUCGAGCACAGGAGAGGCACCGUCCACGCCAAACCCCCGCAGCCCAACCACAGGCAAAGCCAAGGACCCUGGACAGAUGGAUAAGUCCCAGUCCCCGUUGUCUAAGUCUGGCACCCCGUCCCCAUCCCACCGUGAGGCCCUUACCCCAGGAACACCAGGAGCUCCUGGUCCCAGCACCUCCUGCCUUCGCCUAGUCAGCAAAGCAGCAACCAGUGCAGAUCCCCUUGCUCUCCGCAGUCCCAUGUCUGUGCCCCCCGGUUCAUACCCGGCUCAUUUUGGCGUGGUGUCCCACGCAGGACUGAAUGGGGAGCUGGCCAGCCCAGGAGGCUUCGGAGGGGCUCUGACUCUCUCCCCGCAAAUCAGCGCCGCGGCCAGCGCAUACUCCAGAAGCCCCAUGGUGGCGUAUGACUCUCGGUCUCACCUAAGGGCCCCGGGGCUGCCCUCCUCUCUCCCUGGUUCCUCUGGUGGCAAGCCCGCCUAUUCGUUCCACGUGAGCGCGGACGGCCAGAUGCAGCCGGUGCCCUUUCCUCCCGACGCUCUGCUGGGUCCGGGAAUCCCUCGUCACGCCCGUCAGAUCCACACCCUGAGCCACGGAGAGGUGGUGUGCGCCGUCACCAUCAGCACCUCGACUCGUCACGUGUACACCGGCGGGAAGGGCUGCGUCAAGGUGUGGGACAUCAGCCAACCAGGAAGCAAGAACCCCAUGGCCCAGCUGGACUGUCUGAACAGGGAUAACUACAUCCGCUCCUGUAAAAUCCUCCCAGACGGACGAACCUUGAUUGUUGGAGGAGAGGCCAGCACGUUGUCAAUCUGGGAUUUGGCCACGCCAACUCCCCGCAUCAAGGCGGAGCUGACGUCGUCCGCUCCCGCCUGCUACGCUCUGGCCAUCUCCCCUGACAACAAGGUCUGCUUUUCCUGCUGCAGCGACGGCAACAUCGUCGUCUGGGACCUUCACAACCAGACGCUCGUCAGGCAGUUCCAGGGCCACACGGACGGAGCGAGCUGCAUCGAUAUCUCCAACGACGGCACCAAGCUGUGGACGGGAGGGCUGGACAACACAGUCCGCUGCUGGGACCUCCGAGAGGGACGCCAGCUGCAGCAACACGAUUUCACUUCACAGAUCUUCUCUCUGGGCUACUGUCCGACAGGCGAGUGGCUGGCUGUGGGAAUGGAGAGCAGUAACGUGGAAGUCCUCCAUGUCUCCAAACCGGACAAAUAUCAGCUGCACCUGCACGAGAGCUGCGUUCUCUCCCUCAAGUUCGCCUACUGCGGGAAGUGGUUUGUGAGUACAGGAAAAGACAAUCUGUUGAAUGCAUGGAGGACACCUUAUGGAGCUAGUAUUUUCCAGUCCAAGGAGUCUUCAUCAGUGCUGAGCUGUGACGUCUCCCCAGACGACAAGUACAUAGUAACUGGCUCUGGGGACAAGAAGGCCACGGUGUACGAGGUGGUGUACUGAGGGCCGGGACAAGAUGGGAAGAGACAAGGUGGAGAUUUUAGGGGCGGGACACUCUGCCAACCACUCCUGAUCCUCAUUACAUCAG
Messenger RNA from Pundamilia nyererei, 3102 nucleotides. RefSeq names its product TLE family member 2, transcriptional corepressor b (gene tle2b). The record is from RefSeq and is a predicted model, not a curated record. Bases 708 to 3017 code for a protein of 769 amino acids. Gene Ontology annotation, biological process: regulation of DNA-templated transcription; negative regulation of canonical Wnt signaling pathway. NCBI's taxonomy places the organism in Eukaryota, Metazoa, Chordata, Actinopteri, Cichliformes, Cichlidae. The transcript is spliced from 20 exons. Gene Ontology annotation, cellular component: transcription regulator complex; nucleus. Gene Ontology annotation, molecular function: transcription corepressor activity; protein binding.